CGCUACGUGUCCAUCUGCAAACCCCUGCACUAUGGGACCCUCCUGGGCAGCAGAGCUUCUGUCCACAUGGCAGCAGCUGCCUGGGCCAGUGGUCUUCUCUAUUCAGCGCUGCACACAGUCAAUACAUUUUCCCUGUCCCUGUGCCAUGGCAAUGCCCUGGGCCAGUUCUUCUGUGAGGUGCCACAGAUCCUCAAGCUAUCCUGCUCCACAUCCCACCUCAGGGAACUGGGGCUUCUCAGUGUUAGUGCCUUUUUGGUGUUUGGUUGUUCUGUGUUCAUUGUUUUCUCCUAUGUGCAGAUCUUCAGGGCAGUGCUGAGGAUCCCUUCUGAGCAGGGACGGCACAAAGCCUUUUCCACAUGCCUCCCUCACCUGGCUGUGGUCUCCCUCUUUGUAAGCGCCGCUUUUUUCGCCUACCUGAAGCCCCCCUCCAUCUCGUCCCCAUCCCUGGAUCUGGUCCUGUCAGUUCUGUACUCAGUGGUGCCUCCAGCCCUGAACCCCCUCAUCUACAGCCUGAGAAACCAGGAGCUCAAGGCUGCAGUGAGGAGAGUGAUGAUUGGAUGGUAUCAGAAACGUUAA
Molecule: messenger RNA, 576 nt
Organism: Melospiza melodia melodia
Lineage: Eukaryota; Metazoa; Chordata; Aves; Passeriformes; Passerellidae
Product: olfactory receptor 14J1-like
Exons: 1
Biological process (GO): detection of chemical stimulus involved in sensory perception of smell; G protein-coupled receptor signaling pathway
Cellular component (GO): plasma membrane
Molecular function (GO): olfactory receptor activity
Source: RefSeq, a predicted model, not a curated record